Mollisia scopiformis is the source of this 390-nucleotide messenger RNA. RefSeq lists its product as uncharacterized. The transcript has a single exon. Bases 114 to 311 code for a protein of 65 amino acids. The record is from RefSeq and is a predicted model, not a curated record. Lineage: Eukaryota; Fungi; Ascomycota; Leotiomycetes; Helotiales; Mollisiaceae.
AUUAGCCAUCCGUAGAGUGGCGGAUUGAGCCUUCCAUUGGCAAUUAUCAAUGGUUAUCAAUUUUUUCUGGAAGAGUGCUGACAUCGAAAUCAUCUCGUAAUGAUGGGGGUUAUAUGCACCGGAUCGGUACCCGACAGACGGGUAGAACAUCUUGCUUCUUCUUUAUCCACCGAGAUCGGCUUGGCCUUCCAGCCAAACAUCGGCCUGCGAGCUGGGAAGUCAUCACCACACACUAUCGCCAUUCCGGCAACUCUUGCAGAGACAAGCCCAAAGCUGGUCGAUUAGUGACAUGUUCUGAGCUUCGGCGAUAAGGCGAGUUUGAUGAAAGAGGGGAUUUUUUGGAUCCUCUGUCAAUGGAAGCUGACGACGACGGUUAACGUGUUCUGCUGU